Messenger RNA from Haemonchus placei, 567 nucleotides. The record is from the annotation of a GenBank genome assembly. Lineage: Eukaryota; Metazoa; Nematoda; Chromadorea; Rhabditida; Trichostrongylidae.
AUGUGUUUGCCAGUAUCCAUGAACUCUGCACAGCCAACGUGUGCCAGUACUUCUACUCUUGGCGUCGAUGAUCCGGCAAACAUCGGACUUCCUGAUGACAACUGUCAUCAACAGUUCCAGCUUAAAGACUGCGGCACAUCAUUCCUUGGCAAUCCAACAAAUCUAUGUACAAUAUCCGAUCCAGUUGUCGACACCAAUCCGUAUAUGCAGUACCAGUUCGCUGCAGGAGCUCAAAUGGCAUAUUUCAAUUCGUUUAUGAAAGCUACCCAGACCAACAAAGAUUGCAGUGUGGCACUUCGUUCGCAACAGCAACGGCGGAAACCACGAGUUCUGUUCACCCAACGUCAAGUGAAUGAACUGGAGGAACGGUUCAAAAGGCAACGCUAUGUGACUGCCGGUGAGCGAGAAGAACUGGCUAAUCGUCUUGGUCUCAGUGCCACACAGGUAAAAAUUUGGUUUCAAAACCGCCGCUACAAAUGUAAACGACUUGCACAAGACCGAACGUUACAACUCAGUCAAUUGCCAUUCACUCCAGUGAGUCCUAAGAUUGCGUCCCUUUUGCUUUGA